Molecule: messenger RNA, 2156 nt
Organism: Myripristis murdjan (pinecone soldierfish)
Lineage: Eukaryota; Metazoa; Chordata; Actinopteri; Holocentriformes; Holocentridae
Product: cephalotoxin-like protein
Exons: 2
Coding region: 65-1702 (545 amino acids)
Source: RefSeq, a predicted model, not a curated record
GACACUUUUCAAUCUCCCAGAAGUUUGUCCUUUUCAUCGAGACGCUUGAAGACCCUUUGCAAAGAUGGCGGUCCUACGUGUGUCGUUGCUGUUGGGCUCCUUGAUCCUCCUUUUCUAUUGGACAACCACAUCUGCUCUGUCACAUGACCCCACCUUCAGCACCACCAACUCUAGACCCCCCACCAGAAUCAGGAGGGACCUGACCUACCUUACUCAAGAGAAAACAAAGGAAGUCAUGGACACUGGGAAAGCUGCUCUGGAAGCAUUCAAAUCUACAUUUGACGUUCUUCAGGAAACUAAAACGUUGUCAGGCAUAAUGGAGAAGAUCUCAAAGUUUUCUGGCUUGGUGCCAGGCAUCGGAGGUAUAAUCCUCUCCCUUGUCAGCAUGGUCUUAAUCUUCAUUCCUCAGGAGAGCCCCACGGACCAGCUGCAGGCUGAUCUGGAUGAGGUGAACAGGAAGCUGGACUCUCUCUCCAUGCAGAUCUCCAAUCUGGCAACAGACGUGGAAUGGCACAACUAUGCCAGCAUCUACUCUCAGGACGAGGUCCGCAUCCUCAACGCCUGGAAGAAGUUAAACGAGACCCUAGAGAGUUCCUUGACAGCUCAGACUGAGGAGGGGAAGAUCCGUGUAGCCGAGAUGUUCACCACCUUCUAUGAGAACACGGGCACUGAAGGCAGCGUGGCCAGCCUCUACCACUACCUGACCGUCCAGAGCACAUCUCUCAGCAAGAACCUGCUCCAGAUUCUGAAAAACAAGUUUAAAUGUGACUUUGAUGACGUGGCCACGUACGGAUUCUAUUUCAACAGCCUGAUGUGGAGGGGGAUGGUCCUCAACCAGUUCUACCUGAGUCUGAUUGGUUUCGACCCAACACUAAAGGCAGCUGAACACACCUCAAUGAUGAAAAAUGUCGUUAAAGCUCAAAAAGAAGUUCUGAACUAUUGCAAGAACAACUACAAGGAGUACAUGAAGAAGGAUGUGGAGGAGAUUGGCAAAGCACACAGCUACAAGGACAAAAAACAAAUCGCCUCAGAGAUCAAGAAUGCUUUGGACAAGAAGUACUUCUGGUACAAGUGGGUGGUGGUGGUGUACAACACGAAGCAGGACUACCCUGACAAAACAGAUGGCUUCACUGUAAUCCCAAUAGAGGAGAUCACAGUUGCUGUGGGUUUCAUCAACAAAGAAAAAAAUGAUCUUGAGUGGAGUAGAGACGACUUUUGUUAUCGUGCUCCGUACUGCAGUGAUUUGGAGCAAAUUAAGCACAUGGGUGAUUGCUAUGUAAAGAUUGUAGCUACACACGAGUAUUCUGUAGAGUUCAAGGAAGUCCCUAAAAAAUUGAUGCAUGUCUCUCAAGAUCUAAACUUUGCUCUGGUCCCAGAUCCCCUUUUCAAGCACGAGUGUAGGUCAGGGUACACCUCAAAGGGCUCCUUUUCCUUUUACUACUUAAACGAACUGGAUGUUUGCAAUGAGGAUCCCUGUAUGAACGGCGGUACAUGUCAGAGGAUGCUGGAGUCCAAUGACUGGAUGUGUGACUGUCCAGAUGAUUACUAUGGAAAAAGAUGUGAAAAUGGUACCGCCAUCCAGCAGCCUCCAAAGUACCUCGUGCCUCACCCUGUGCCCGCCAUCAGCACCAUCGACACCAAGCUGAACAACAUGCAGAGCAAAAUUGAAGAGAUUUACUCCCUCCUGCAGCAGAGAGGCUGACAGAGGCUGACAGACGACUGACGGACGACAGGCAUGACGACUAAACGCCAACCGACAAACUGACCGCACAUCAGCUGAUUCAACACCUGAGGAGAAAAGAGUGAAUCUGAAACAUCAACAGAUAAAAACCACUGAGAGGCUCAGCUGAGAUCGCUGUCAGAUUGUCAGGUUGGAUUUUUAAUGAUUAACUGGACUUUGGAUUUGAUUUUUUAAACAUUCUUUUUUUCUUUUCAAUCUGUUUCCUGAAACUUGAUGUAACGCAUCCUGCAAUUAGACUGAGCCUCUGUGCAGCAGAUCUGAAACCAACACCUUCAGCCUGACUGACACAGAUGAGGAAAAUCCUGAAUCUGAUGCUUUUAUGCUGCAGGCCUCCUGUCCACUUUCUCAUCAAUAAUCAAACUGUUUAAUAAAAACUCUCACUUUGCAUUUCAUGAUGUGUACAUUGUCUUUUCUU